AUGCGUCUCUCUGCAGCUCUGUACUCCCCAACACACCCUUGGCUCGCAUGCUUGAAAUCAGCACAAUUGCAGCGCAUCGCGCGCGCAACGGGUAUCCAAUCGUCCGGUACGAAGGGUGUUCUUAUUGAGCGCAUUGCAGCGGAGUUGACGUUGCAUUCACAGUCACAGUCACAGUCACAGUCACAGUUGCAGUUACAGUUGCAGUUACAGUUGUCGGCUGCUGCAGAUAGUGAUAAUGUUGCAGAGGGUGUCAUCACUAGUAGUCCCAACCCCAGUACCACUACCAAUGCUAGCGAUAGUGCCAACACAAGCAUAAGCCAAGAUCGACCUGUCGAUCGGCGGGUGUCAAACAAAACACGCUCAAAGACAAAGAACAAUAUUGAUAUGGGUGUUCAGAACCUCGCAUUCGCACAUCUGCGAGUGCCCCGAUCUCGAUCUGGGAUCCAGGGUAUCGGGAUAGACACAGCAAACCCCAGACCGCCAGAGUUAACAGCCUGGCGCAAACUUGCUAUUUCUGAGAUAUCAAGUUUGAACUUGAUCCCCGGGGAUAAUACCAGUAUAAUCAAACCCGAAGCUGCUGAAACAAUACCAGGAUCUGGUGACUCCACCGAAUCAUCACAGGCCGUCCUCCCAUUAGGAACGGGAAAAGACCUGCCUGUCAAGGUUAAGAUUGCCAAACCUACAAAAGAUCAAGAUUCCUUCUCCCCAGACCUCUAUGCUGCAAAUGCAUACACCCUAAUCUCAUCACUCAUAGCCGCAUACCGCCCCACGCACGUGCUCAUAGAGCGCCAGCGCUUCCGCUCAGGCGGUGGGAGUGCCGUUCUUGAAUGGACGCUGCGUGUUGGCCUCUUGGAGGGGAUGCUGUAUGCGGUUCUGCAUACGCUACGACAGGAGAGGGGCGGGGAGGUUGCGGAUUUGGUUGUUCGAGGUGUUGAGCCGAGACGAGUAGUCCGGUAUUGGCUUGAGGGUGGUUCUGGGCCAUCGAUUCCAGGGAAAGGAGACGUGAGUGAGAAACCCGAAGUCGGGGAAAAGGUCAAGGAGAAAAGGCCCAAUGCGCGAGAAGUGAAGAAGGCCAAGAUCGAUCUUGUUGGACGGUGGCUUUCUGCUGCGAUGCAGAAGCAGAAUAGCAAUUCUUGUCCGGAGAUGGACAAUGACACUAAGAAGCUGGAGCUGGGUAUUGCUGCCGACGAUAAGAUCGUGCUGGCAGAUAAAGCCGAGUGUCCUACUCUGCAUGGUGUUGUGGGUGCGUAUAUGCGGAAAUGGCAGGGUCAGACGCAGACUUUGAAGAAGGGGAAAGGGAAGGGGUCUCGUACUUUGAAAAGUGGAUCUCUUUCUCCAUUGCCUGUAUCCCCACAAUCUGAGAUGGGGGAUGAGGUGGCUGCUAUUGAUCCGGGGAAACUCGAUGAUCUGGCGGAUUGUUUGUUGCAGGGUGUGACGUGGGUUGAAUGGCAGAUUAUGAGGGAGAGGAUUGCGAGUGAAGGGGUUACAGCGUUGGAUCCAAUGCCAUAG
Molecule: messenger RNA, 1509 nt
Organism: Penicillium verrucosum
Lineage: Eukaryota; Fungi; Ascomycota; Eurotiomycetes; Eurotiales; Aspergillaceae
Exons: 2
Coding region: 1-1509 (502 amino acids)
Cellular component (GO): mitochondrion
Molecular function (GO): crossed form four-way junction DNA binding; flap-structured DNA binding; Y-form DNA binding
Source: RefSeq, a predicted model, not a curated record